AUGGCCGACCCCCAAGAUACCGCAGCCGCGUCCCCCUCCUCGAACUUGAACUCCCAUCAGAGGACCAUAAUCUUGGCAACUACUCUAUCCAUAUGUAUCCCCCUCGCCCUCGGGCUACUCGUCUUCUUGUUCGUCUAUUGCAGGAGACGGCAGCGAGCGAAGAUAGAAAGGGAGUUGAUGGUCAAGGGCUUGGUUGGCGGUAGCUACCACGGUCGCGGGAAAAAAGGUUCGACGGACUCGAAGACGAGUUCCACCACCAAGUUGGAUCCAACAACGGGGACGGCCAAUUCUUCGCUUCCCAAUCUCCCCCAAUCCUACUUCCCGCCAGGUUUCGACCCAUCCACUCUCCCGCCGAACUUCACGUUUGACCCCACCGCCACCAUCAGCCCCCAGGAAAUGGCCGCUCUGCAAUCGCAAUAUGCUCAGUGGGCAAUGUAUCAGCAGUACAACAAUUACCCCCACACUCACCCACGGUAUACCAUAAAUACGCUCUCCACCAUCACCGAGGCUAGUCCGUUCCUGGGCAGUCCCGUGAGCAUUGGAAUGAGUUCGCCGCAGAGCUGGCACACGGCUGCUCCAUCUCUAUCACCUUCUUCGGCGUUUGGCGCUUCUCCUGGGGAGAAUAGCGAUGCGCAGCGGGAGUUUGGCUGCGUACCCCUGCCGCCUGCAACCACGACGUUGUCUAGUUUGGGGACAGGAUUUACAGGAUUUGGGGACGGAACGCUGAGUAGUAGGGGAACGGGCGGGCAUAGCGUGGAGCCGCCUGCAUAUCGUGGUAGUACAGAGGGAAGGGAAAGGACGCGAGGGAGACACUAG
Pleurotus ostreatus (oyster mushroom) is the source of this 816-nucleotide messenger RNA. RefSeq lists its product as uncharacterized. The transcript is spliced from 2 exons. Lineage: Eukaryota; Fungi; Basidiomycota; Agaricomycetes; Agaricales; Pleurotaceae. The record is from RefSeq and is a predicted model, not a curated record. Bases 1 to 816 code for a protein of 271 amino acids.